CCCCCCAUUGCUGCCUUUUGAAAAAUGUGUUCGCAGUGCCCAUCCGUCGGGGAACAAAAUUAAGAAUAUUGACGCUCUGUGAUAAGCGUACGUGUGUAUAUGCAUGUAUGCACGUUGUGGAGGGUACAUUUUGGGGGGAACAUUUUGGAAGGCACGUUUCGAAGGGCACAUUGUGGAGCACACGUAGUGGUUUCCCCCCGUCCCAAGGGAAUGGCACGCAGACCGCCUGCCGGGUUGCGCAGCAGCUGAGCCAUUCUGGGGGUGAACUCAGUGCAUACGUGGGUUAGAAGUGCACGCGUGCGUUCAUCUGUGUGCUCUCUCCAGCACCCUCUCGUAUGCUCUCCCUCAUGUGCACUCCCACUCAUGCGGCCCACGUCAGCGCCUAAUAUGACAGAGCCAUACCAACAAACGCUCUCGCGGAAAAGGGGCUUCCACAUCUGUACGGAAUAAAGCAGCGAAAGAGGAAGCUCCAAUGACGACCAGUGGUAGACCGCCUUCACCAAAAAGAGAAAACCCGUUCGGAUGUGACUCCCCCCCAAAGUAGCAUGUUCCCUUCCCAUGCAAACCGCGUCGCUGGAAAAAUCGCCUCCUCAUUUGAAAAAAUAUAUUUCUUUACAAACUUACUAAAAAAUAAUGACUAAACAGAAUGGGUACAAAAUACUUGUAGAGUUUUUUUUUUUUUACAUUUCACUGCUCAGCGCUGGUACGGAGUCCUACGUUCGAAGUGGCAGCGGCGGUAGGGACAUAAGCAGAUGGAGUAAUUUCAGCGGCAUUUUCACGGAGGAGACCAUCCAGAGGAGGCGCCUCCCGUGGUCGGCGAGGAGUAGCACGGCGCCACGUCCACAGUUGCCACCGUCGCAGCUGCCUCCGCCCCAGUUGGAGAAGGCGACACAAAUUGCGCCUCCCCCCCCCGGGGAGCCAACCCAACGCGUCAAGCUAAAAAAAAAAGAAAAAAAGAUUCUAAAAAAGUACAAAGAUUUUCUGGACAUUUUACCCAAGAGAGACAGCGAAUAUGCAAUAAACGAAGCGAUCGAGAAAAUAAAAACGUUGGCCGUUCAUAAAUUCGUCGAGAGCAUCGACAUUUACCUGUCCUUUAACCAGAAGAGGUCCAAAAUGAACAAAAAUGACAACUUGAAGACGUUCAUUACAUUUCCACAUAACUUGAAAAAAAAAAGGGAAAAAAAAGUAUACGUGGUGACGAACAGGGACCUUCAAAAAAGGGCCACCGACUCAGGUAAGAAUAUCCCCAGCGAAGCCAAUUUUUUGGAGGGUGCUGACGUCGUUGGGGAAGAUGACCUGAUCAGCAAAAUUAAAGAAAGAGAAAUCAGGCUGAAGAAAAAAAAUAAUAAUUUCUUACUAUGCACAAAUGACGUGAUACACAAACUGGCGCGUGUUGGAAAGGAGGUGGGAAGUAAAGGACUGAUGCCAAAUGAAAAGUCCGGAACAUUGGUGAGCGAAUUUUUACUUGAAAAGCACGUGAAGCUCUUCAAAUUUGGGAAUUCAUACAUUUUUAAGCUGAACAAGCUAAACACCCUAAAUUUAAAUGUGGGGGAUGUGUACAUGUCAAAUGAUGAGAUACGGGAGAACAUUUGCCACCUCUUCGAGCAUUUGGACAGCUUGGAGUUUUUUCACUUCAACUCGAAGAAUUUGAAGUCCGUUUUUCUCAGCAGCACCAUGGGCUUCCCCUUCAAGAUCAAGCGGAACUUCCUCUAG
This is a messenger RNA of Plasmodium vivax (malaria parasite P. vivax), 1713 nucleotides long. Its product is annotated as 50S ribosomal protein L1, putative. Lineage: Eukaryota; Apicomplexa; Aconoidasida; Haemosporida; Plasmodiidae. The record is from RefSeq and is a predicted model, not a curated record. The coding region runs from base 634 to 1713 and encodes 359 amino acids. The transcript has 3 exons.